AUGGCAGACCUCAAUACUGUAGAAGCACCUCCUGUGAAAAAGAAGUUCUCGCUGUUCAAAAAAAAGUUAACCCAGUCGCCAGCUCCAAAUAUUAAACCGGGUCAAAAUCAUACGGAUGCUUUUAGUCGCGCGAAAGAUCUCUUUCCGUUACAUGUUAAGGAGAAGGAAAUUAAGAGAGAAAAGAAAGCUGCAACUUCAGAGAGAAAACGUUCCUCGCAGAGUAGGGAGAAAUCAUCUUCGAGUCCGAGGUUGGAGAAGAGGAGAAAAGUCGGGGAUGAGGAUGUGAAGGUGGAUGUGAAUGAUUUGGGUAGUGAGACGGAAGAUGAGGAAUUGAGGGCUAGGGAAUCUUCAUUAUCUACUCCUGAUAGUAGCAAGUCACAAAUAAGAUCCUCGCAACAAAAGCGUCGGUCGCCUGCGAGUUUGAUGGGUCGUUUUGCGAAAGAUGUACAAAAGAAAAGGAACAAGAGUGGGGAUAGUAAAGCUGUUACAAAGGGUUAUAUAUCACUGAGCGAUAGCGAAACCGAGGAUACCGUGCCUGUUAGGCAAACUAUAAGCAGGAGUUCCUCUCCGGUUGUAGCGUCGGCCAACCCGACAUCUAUUAUUGACGAUGACGAUGAAGAUGCGUUCUCUGAGGAGGAGUUUCCGGAAUUAUUAGCAAAGGCUCGAGAGAAUAAACGGCUUGCAGAUUUAGCGCAACAGAGAAGUAAUGCCGAAUGGGCAAAUAGGAAUCAUGAGCCAGACCGGAGUGCCGCAGACGACGACGUCUUCCAGGAUAAACGAAAAGGGGAACCAGUUCUAGAAAUCUUCAUCUCAUCUCGACUUGAAAAUACCAAGAAUUUAGUUAUCAAGAGGAAACUACAUCAACGAUUACGAGAAGUUCGACAAGCUUGGUGCGACAAACAACAAUGGGAUGGAGUACCCAUGCCAGAAGAAUUAAAAGAUGCCAUAUUACUCACAUGGAGAAAUAAGAGAUUAUUCGACUCUAUGACAUGCGCAUCACUAAAUUUGGACUUCAAUACAAACGGCGAUCUCGAUAGCACAGGCGAUGGAUUCAACAGCGGUAGAAUCCACAUGGAAGCAUGGACCAAUGAUCUCUGGGAUGAAUGUUGUAAAGCAGCCUCCGCGGAAGAAAUCAGCGACGAUGAGGAAGAAGCCGUUGAAGUUGUUCCGGAACCAAUAACUAAGAUGCGAUUAAUACUCAAGGCGCAAUCGAAGGACAUCAAGGAAUUCAAAACAUAUGUGAAAGCUACGACGACGGUUCAGAAAUUGGUAGAUGGCUUUAGGAGUAUGAAUAGAAUUCCGGCGGAGAAGAAAAUUAUUCUCAGCUUUGAUGGUGAUCAGUUGGAUGUGGAGUCUACGGUUGAAGAAGCAGGUUUUGAUGAUAUGGACACGGUGGAUGUGUUGAUUAGAUGA
Sclerotinia sclerotiorum 1980 UF-70 is the source of this 1413-nucleotide messenger RNA. RefSeq lists its product as hypothetical. NCBI's taxonomy places the organism in Eukaryota, Fungi, Ascomycota, Leotiomycetes, Helotiales, Sclerotiniaceae. Gene Ontology annotation, molecular function: protein binding. The transcript is spliced from 2 exons. The coding region runs from base 1 to 1413 and encodes 470 amino acids. The record is from RefSeq and is a predicted model, not a curated record.